Candidozyma haemuli is the source of this 1437-nucleotide messenger RNA. RefSeq lists its product as uncharacterized. The record is from RefSeq and is a predicted model, not a curated record. The transcript has 2 exons. Bases 1 to 1437 code for a protein of 478 amino acids. Lineage: Eukaryota; Fungi; Ascomycota; Pichiomycetes; Serinales; Metschnikowiaceae. Gene Ontology annotation, molecular function: protein binding.
AUGAAAAAGUACCAGCUUAUGGGCCGCAGAAAGGUGGCUCAUCCUAAGAACGUGCCAAAGUAUCCGCUUUUACAUCUCCACUCGCUUCCGUAUGAGAUCUUGAUUGCCAUUUUCAGUCUCUUACCGUUGGAGACGCUCAUCCAGCUUUCGCUACUGUGCUUGAAGUUUCACAAUAUCGUGUGCAAGAACUUUAUUUAUCAGGAUGUUUACUUUAAGCUGACAUCCCAUUUCAUUCGUUUUGCCGAUGCUCACUUGUCGCUGAGGGCUUCUUUGGCUAGACGGUUCGGCCUCAACGAACCGAGCUCCAUGAUCAACUAUAUACGGAAGGUCCACUUUGUCAAUCCGCCUACGAACGAUAAGGAGGCUUCCCUGACACUGAUUGCAGGUACUUAUAACUAUGACGCUUGGGUUACCAGCUUUAAGUGCCUUUUGAACGAGGCCUAUGGGCUUAAGGAAGUGUCAAUUACAGAGAUUUCUCCUUUAUUUGAGUUCCCGCCAGAGUUUAUGGCUGAUUCGUUGCUGCUGUUGACGCUGAAGUUUUCAUUUAGGAGGCAUGCUCCAUCAAGAACCUUGGAACGGCUUCUGUUGACAGCUCAAUCGGGUUGGACAAUCCCCUUCAAGAUUGGCCAGAUGCUGAUUUUCGCUCUGGUCUUUGAUCAGAUUAACGAGCUCCAACUUAAUAAGUUUGUGAUUAACGAAACCAAACUUUUGAGCGAUAACUGGGAUAAGAAACUUCGUGUUGACUCCCUCAUUGCCAACGCUUGUAUCUACAGUGACUCCAAAAAGGCUGCCAAGCGUCGUUGCACCAAUAUAUUCGGCCACACUUGUCUGCUCCUGCUACUAGACAUUCACCAUGGCGCAGACUUAUCCCUAAUAGACUUUGUGAAGCUGAACGGGCGUCUUGGACGCCUUGUCAUUGACAUUUCUUCAAAGGUAUUCUUCACCACAGAAAACUCCGUAACGACGUUCAAUUUCACCAAGUUUAACAACUUCUUUAAGCUUGUCUGUUCUGGCCAAGGUGGAUACAGCGACUUGCGGGAGAUCGUACUUGUCAACUUUGACCUUUUCCAUGACUUCUCCCACCAACAUAAAAAUAGACCUCUUGAUGUCAUCCAGGAAGAUAGUGAGCUGGCCUCGCUUGAAGAUGAACCAGAGGUUGACGACUGGGUCGAGCCGUCAAAGAACACUUUUGAGUAUUUCCUACGGUACUUGCUGCAAAUGCCUAACCUUACGAUCGUCAUCAAGGAACGCCCUAAAGUCAUGCACACUUGUGUCAAGUGUGGUUUCACAUUAGAAGAAGAGCAUAAGAAGAUCUCAUCGUUACUACCGCAUGAAUGGGCAAUCAUUUUAGCACCUGUUCUUUGCAAUCCAAACUGCAAUGUCAAUAUCUACGAUCACGCAUGGACAGCCUUAUAUUCCCGUAAGGUACGCAUCUAA